GGUGAAGCCAUUGACUAUUUGAAAAAGAAUGCCUUUGUCCAAUCUGCUGGGGCCAGGAAAGGAUUUCCAAAAAUAGCAGUAAUCAUUACUGAUGGUAAAUCCCAAGAUGAAGUAGAAAUUCCAGCAAAGGAGCUUCAGAACUUAGGAGUAGAAGUUUUCACAUUGGGCAUAAAGGCAGCAGAUGCAAAAGAGCUAAAACAAAUGGCCUCCUUACCAUCUCUAAAACAUGUGUACAGUGUUCCUAACUUUGAUGCUAUUGUUCAAGUACAAAAUGAAAUUAUUAGUCAAGUUUGCUCUGGUGUUGAUGAGCAGCUUAGUGAUAUCACUAGUGGG
Staurois parvus is the source of this 333-nucleotide messenger RNA. The record is from the annotation of a GenBank genome assembly. Lineage: Eukaryota; Metazoa; Chordata; Amphibia; Anura; Ranidae.